UUAUGAGAUUAUCAUAACAACCUACAAUAAGCUAAUAAACAUUUAGUUUUGGUCCAGCAAAUUCAUUCAUAUAAAGAGCAUAAUAAACUUAGCCAAUCAUUAGAGUAAAUUAACCAUGUUUCAGAGUCUAUACAUAACCUAUGCAAAAUAAGAGAUAAUCUAAAAGUCCUUUCAAAAGAGGAUAUGAUACCUAAGAAGAAAACAGAACUUUAAAAAUGUACAUAUAAUAAAUGGAAUAAACAUUGGCAAAUCUUUAACAAAAGUAUUUCAUUAUUAAUAGGAUUAGCAAUAAAAGACUCUUACUUUAAUAAUAAUUAAAGGAAAAUUCUCAUUAACGAGAUGAAAUUUAGAAACUUAAAACUGAAAUAUCCACUGAACUUGCAGAAAGAGCUUAUUUAGAAAAGGUUUGUUAGAAAUUAUGA
Molecule: messenger RNA, 422 nt
Organism: Paramecium pentaurelia
Lineage: Eukaryota; Ciliophora; Oligohymenophorea; Peniculida; Parameciidae
Source: the annotation of a GenBank genome assembly